This is a messenger RNA of Chaetomium strumarium, 1774 nucleotides long. RefSeq names its product surface antigen-domain-containing protein. Gene Ontology annotation, biological process: protein insertion into mitochondrial outer membrane. The coding region runs from base 89 to 1633 and encodes 514 amino acids. The record is from RefSeq and is a predicted model, not a curated record. The transcript has 4 exons. Lineage: Eukaryota; Fungi; Ascomycota; Sordariomycetes; Sordariales; Chaetomiaceae. Gene Ontology annotation, cellular component: outer membrane.
GCUUUGUUCGGGAAGAACUUCACCACGAGGUCACGAGUGUACACUUUCACUGCCGUCGCGACCAUUGCCGACGUUGAGGGAAGCACAAAUGGCCAGCCCUUUUGGCUUUGGCGGUAACAACGCCGCUCGCCAGAUCGAGACCAACCAGACUGCUAGCUCAACCACGGCAGCACAAGGCUAUACGGGCCCGGCUAAAAUGCUCGACGAGCACCUCCUCACCCCAGCUUCUAUCAGCUCCCUCGAAGUCCACGGCGCCACCAACACCCGGAGAAGCUUGUUGAACCAUGUUCUCCAGCCGCUUGUGGAGGAGAGUGCCCAGGCCGGGACCACCUUGGGUCAGGUCCUCGAGCGCAUUGGGACAGCCACCAAGAAGCUCGCCCGUUUCGACAUCUUCAGGGAGGAAGGGUUUGGCGUGUUUCUGUCCGAGGCCGCGCGCCCCGAGGCUGCCCCGCCAACCGAUAGGACGGACCUCGAUAUCUCGAUCCGCGUGAAGGAGAAGUCGCGCCUGGUUUUCAGCGCCGGUACCGACUUUGGCAACACCGAGGGUUCGGCUUAUACCAACGCCGUUGCGCGCAACAUCUUCGGCGGCGCCGAGACUCUUUCGGUCAACGCGAGUACCGGUACACGAACGAGGUCAGCCUACAACGCGACCUUCUCGACUCCCAUCAACGGCAACCCAGACCUUCGGUUCUCAGCCGAAGCACUGCACUCCGCAACGCAAAAGGCAUGGGCGUCGCACGAAGAGCAUCUGGCAGGCGCAAACCUGCGGCUUGCCUGGCUAAGCGAGAACAGCGAUACCCACGCGCUAGCAUACUCUACCGUCUGGAGGCAGCUCACAGGCCUGGCCGCAACGGCAUCGCCCACGGUCCGAGCCGACGCGGGCGAUUCCCUCAAGAGCUCACUAACACACACAUUUACGCGAGAUCGCCGUGACAACCCGAUGCUGCCGCAAAGGGGCUAUCUCCUUCGCACUGUCUCCGAGCUGGCCGGCUGGGGCCCUCUGCGCGGCGAUGUUUCUUUUGCGAAGACAGAAGUUGAGGCAUCAGGAGCGCUUCCCGUGGCCAUCCCCGGCUUAGGGUCCAAGUCCGGCGUCUCGGUCGGAGCUGGUCUCCGCCUCGGCCUUCUCUACCCACUCCCCUCCGGCUAUUCUCUUACAGGGUCCGCCCAGCCAAGCCGCAUCAACGACCGCUUUCAGCUCGGCGGACCUACCGAUGUCCGUGGCUUUAAACUUGGCGGGCUCGGACCCCACGACGGGGCCGACUCCGUCGGAGGGGACGUCUUCGCCGCCGGGAGCAUCAACGCGCUGAUCCCACUACCUCGUACGGGUCCCGAGUCGCCCCUGAGGCUACAGCUGUUUGCGAAUGCUGGGCGGCUGGUGGCGCUCAACAGCAGAGGCAAGGCGAAAGAAGGGGGCAAGGGAUUGGCGAUGGACUCGGCCACUGUCUUCAAAGGCGUCAAGUCUGCUGUCGCUGAGCUGACGAAUGGCCUACCAAGCCUGGCCGCGGGUUUCGGUUUGGUGUAUGCCCACCCUGUUGCGCGGUUUGAGCUCAACUUUAGCUUGCCGCUCGUGCUACGGAGGGGAGAGGAGGGCCGCAAGGGCUUGCAGGUCGGCGUGGGCAUCAGCUUCUUGUAGACUAACUAUGGAAUCGGACAUCUGAUUCACUUGUAUAGAUGUACUACUAUGAAGAAUCGCUGGUAGUAGCGGCCCUCGUCUAGAUCGACUUCUAGGGACAAAACCCUACUUCCUGGGUAGAUCCUUUGUCGUGGAACAGAC